Messenger RNA from Symbiodinium pilosum, 666 nucleotides. Lineage: Eukaryota; Dinophyceae; Suessiales; Symbiodiniaceae. The record is from the annotation of a GenBank genome assembly.
AUGGGCCAUCGUUUGCAGUGUUUGUGCAAGGAGUACCUCAUGACUCCGGAGCACAGGCAAAUUCUGCUUGAGGAGACGGGCUGUGACGUGGACUGGGCGCCGGAUGAGUCCAAGGUUCAGCUGAGAGGCUCGGCGGAACAGAUCCGAAAGGCCCAAAGGCUACUCCAGCGUGUGCUGAUGCACUGUAACUGGGGCCGCAGCGAAGCCAAGGUCCGCCGAUUGCUGAAACCGAAGAUCAUAGAAUCAGCUGUUCUGCGGCUGUCGCCGAUGAACACCCUGCCUUCGGGGCAGAAGACAUUGAGCCAGACACAGCCUGUCAUUUCAAUUGGCAAGGACAAGGCAAAUGACAUCGUGAUUCCCGCUGCCAUUGUCUCUCGGCAGCACUGCGUCCUGGAGCUGGACAUCGAUCGUGGUGCAAUCUACGUCAUAGACUGCAGCACGAACGGUACCUUCUUGAAUGGCCUGCGGCUGCCGCCAAAGACCACAGGGAAGGUCCUCGUAUCCCAUGGAGAUGAGCUCCUACUACAAGAUCCGGGCAACGACCAGGAGUUCGGCUAUGUUGUGAACAUCCAGGAGCUGAACGUGCGAGAACAGAUGAAGUUGCAGGCCCCGCGGCGCCUCCUUACUACUGAGGAGUCCGCAACUAUGGGCCGUGACUUUCACUGA